Messenger RNA from Cetraspora pellucida, 209 nucleotides. NCBI's taxonomy places the organism in Eukaryota, Fungi, Glomeromycota, Glomeromycetes, Diversisporales, Gigasporaceae. The record is from the annotation of a GenBank genome assembly.
GAAUUCUUUCUGCUGUUGAAGAUGAAGAAAUUAUCAAUGCUACUGAAUUUCAAAAUAAAGCAAAUUUACUUAAAAAUAACAAUCUUGAUACUCUUCUGUAUGGGUUUUCUAGAGAGGAUGAUUAUUUCACUGCUUUUACUUCUGCAGUAGUUGAUUUUUUUAAUAAUGUUAACCAAACUAUUGCAACAGAGGAAGCAUUAAUGGAUUAG